AUGAAGAAGAUGCUGCUGCUUGUGGUCCUGUGCCUCCUUCUGGGGGCCUCUCUACUGCUCUGGGUAUGGCAGGGAAACCACUGGAGACGCCUGGGAUUGGAGGCACCUUUCGGCUGGCCAUUUGUGGGGAACAUGUUGGACUGCGCCUUGGCCCGUCGCUCGUAUGGCGAGGUCUACGAGCAGAUCUACAGGCAGAAUCCCGGCCUGAAAUACGUUGGCUUUUAUCGUUUGUUCAACGAACCGGCCAUUUUGGUGCGUGACCAGGAGCUGGUGCGUCAGAUCCUGGUGGGCAACCACUUUGCGGACUGUGCCGACAAUGCUGUUAACGUUGACCACCGCCGAGAUGUCCUGGCCAGCCACAAUCCCUUCAUUGCCAAUGGCGACCGCUGGCGACUCUUGAGAGCCGACCUGGUGGCCCUCUUCACGCCCAGCAGAGUGCGUCAGACGUUGCCACAUGUGGUCAGCGCCUGCCAGUUGCUCCGGGCUCAGGUGCCGCAUGAACGCUUCGAGGCCAAGGAUUUGGCCACCCGCUACACGCUGCAGGUAGUCGCCUCCGUUGUCUUCGGGCUGGAUGCCCAUUGCCUAGGUGGCCAGAAGGCGGAGGAGGAGAGAGGAGGUCGCUGGGUGAAGUGGCUGGCUCCGCUGUUCCAGCCAAGUGCCUGGAGCUUGCUGGAGACCAUUGCACUCUUGCACUCCCCUCGCUUGGCCAGACUCAUGGGCCACCGAUACGUGCCGCUGCCCCUGCAGAAAUGGCUUGGUGAGUUGGUGGAAGCGAGGAGUGGUGGCGACAACCUCCUCCAGUGGCUGGCGGAGGGCAAAAGGACGUUGGGAAAGGACGAGCUAGCCGGACAUGCCACCACCCUUCUGCUGGAGGGAUACGAAACCUCGGCCAUGCUCCUGGCCUUCGCCCUUUACGAAUUGGCGCUCAAUGAGAAAGCCCAGCGAAAUCUCCACUGCGAAUUGGAUGAGGUAGCCCGUCGCCACGAUGACAAUUUGAUGGACCACGUAGCCCUGGCCGAACUUCGCUAUGCCGAAGCCGCGCUCCUCGAGGCACUGCGUCUUCACCCAGCCAUGCAGGCUCUGCAGAAGCGCUGCACAAAGUCCUUCACCCUUCCGGCCCAGAAAUCUGGGUCAGCCGGCGACCUCUGUGUGGCUUUGGGCACUGUCCUGGUGCUGCCCGUCCAGGCCAUUCAUCUCGAUCCGGAAUUGUAUCCCGAGCCCAACCGGUUUCGUCCACAGCGCUUCUUGAACCAGCUACCAAUGGGCUGCCGUUUCUUGGGAUUCGGCUUUGGACCCCGAAUGUGUCCAGGAAUGCGCCUUGGCUUGCUGCAGACGAAAGCUGCGCUGGCCACUCUCCUGCAGGAUCACCGCGUCCUGCUGGCGGACCAGGAUCAGGCGAGGGUGGAGGUGUCGCCGCUAACAUUUCUCACGGCCAGCAAGGGGGGCAUAUGGUUGCGAUUGGAGAGAAGGACUCCGGAAUAGGAACAACUACUAAAGGAGCAUAUAGAAAUACACCUAGCUGUUGCCAACAAAAG
Messenger RNA from Drosophila biarmipes, 1535 nucleotides. RefSeq names its product probable cytochrome P450 308a1 (gene Cyp308a1). The transcript is spliced from 5 exons. The coding region runs from base 1 to 1482 and encodes 493 amino acids. NCBI's taxonomy places the organism in Eukaryota, Metazoa, Arthropoda, Insecta, Diptera, Drosophilidae. Gene Ontology annotation, molecular function: monooxygenase activity; heme binding; oxidoreductase activity, acting on paired donors, with incorporation or reduction of molecular oxygen. The record is from RefSeq and is a predicted model, not a curated record.